UACUGUUGGAUUAUUCAAGUGUACAAGCUUUGGGGGAUUAUCUCUAUACAAUAAAAAAAAUACGAGACUAAGCAAUAUGAUAACACCACACACUUGCCUUGCAAGAGGAGUUAUCAAACAUUCUAUAAGAGUGAUAUGGCCGGCAUAGCAGAUCAUUGGAAGGCUUUCAGUGGAUUCAACAACUGGGAUGGUCUUUUGGUUCAUCCCAUCAACACCGAUUUCCGCCGCUAUCUUAUUCACUACGGUGAAAGGGUUGGGGCUAUUGGUGAUGGCUUCAACAAUGUCAAGGCAUCAAAUUCAUUUGCACUUUCUCGUUAUCCACCAGAAGAACUCUUCUCCCAUGUGGGUCUGCAAAAUGGUAAUCCAUUCAAAUAUCAAGUGACGAAGUACUUUUACUUGAAACAGGAUGAUUUUGCUGAUUAUAUGGAGUUCGAUAUCAAGGAGUCUGCUUGGAUUGGAUAUGUGGCUGUGACUACAGAUGAAGGGAAUACGGUCUUAGGGAGAAGGGAUAUUUUGGUUUGCUGGAGAGGAACAAUCUUGGCGUCCGAAUGGGCGAAAAAUCUUCAAUUUGAUCUGGUAUCAGCUGCUGAAAUUCUUGGAGGUGCCCACAAUCCCAAGAUGCACCAUGGUUUUCACAGCGUAUAUUUGGCCAAAAGCUCAAGCUCCAAGUACAAUAAGACCAGUGCUAGAGAACAGGUUCUUGCCGAGGUCAGGAGACUUGUGGACAAGUAUGCUCACAACGGUGAGGAUGUGAGCAUAACUGUGGCAGGCCAUAGCUUAGGUGCAGCACUUGCAACAUUGAAUGCCAUGGACAUAGUUUCCAAUGGUUACAACAAGCCUGCUGGAUCAUAUACAGGAUUUCGUGUCACAGUCUUCGCUUAUGCGAGCCCCCGCCUUGGAGACAAAGGCUUCCAAGAUGUAUUCAAUGGCCUUGCUAAUCUUCAUGUCCUGCGCAUAAAAAACGAAAAUGAUAUUAUCCCUAGUCUUCCACCGGCUUUCUACAAUACAUACAAAGAUAUAGGUGAAGAGUUGGAAAUUGACAGCAGCAAGUCGCCAUACUUGAAGGAUCCAAAUGCUGAACCGCAUAAUUUGGACAUUUAUCUACAUGCAAUCGCAGGUUACCAAGGGAAACUUGGAGAAUUCAGGUUGGUUAUCGAUCGCGACAUUGCACUGGUAAACAAAUCUGCAGAUGUAUUGCCGGAAAAGUAUAAAGUCCCGCCUAAUUGGCGUACGGUGAUGAACAAGGGCAUGAUCCAAAUGGACAACGGAUUCUGGAAGUUGAAUGACUAUGUGCCGGAUCCUCCAAGUGAAGAUGAUAUUGAAGGGAAUAUUAUUACUGCAAUAUUCCUGAAAGACAAUAUGCCACCAGCAUGA
Messenger RNA from Populus trichocarpa (black cottonwood), 1374 nucleotides. RefSeq names its product phospholipase A1-II 4. Lineage: Eukaryota; Viridiplantae; Streptophyta; Magnoliopsida; Malpighiales; Salicaceae. Bases 136 to 1374 code for a protein of 412 amino acids. The transcript is spliced from 2 exons. Gene Ontology annotation, biological process: lipid metabolic process. The record is from RefSeq and is a predicted model, not a curated record. Gene Ontology annotation, molecular function: glycerophospholipid phospholipase A1 activity.